CGGGAGGAUGGGAUGGAUUUAGGGAGCGACGCCGGCAGCAGCCGCUCCAGCUCGGAGUCCAACUCCAGCAAAGCCACGCCGUGCUCGGAGGGCAAGUCCUCGCCGUCCCCCAGCAGCCUGGACCUGGCGGCGCUGGAGGACUCGGAGGAGGAAGAAGAGGAGGAGGAAGAAGAAGAAGAGGAGGAGGAGGACGGGGGUUACCUGCCCUCCCCACCGGAGCUCCGGCAGCCUCCUCGCUGCCCCGGCGGCGAUGCCCGCUGCCGCGGUUCCCCCUCCGCCGCCUCUCCCCGCCGCCGCCCCAACACCACCACCACCGCCGCCGCCGCCUCCCGCCCGCGGCCGCACCAGCGCCCGCCGCCGCUGCCCCCGCAGGAGCGGCGGCGCGGGGGAACGGCGGGACCGGGCGGGCGGCGGGCGCGGAGGAGCGGCGGCGGAGCUCAACCCCCGCGCGAACCGCAGCCACCGGCUAUGGACUGGGCGGCCUUGGAAAGGCACUUGGCUGGUUUGCAGUGCCGGGAGCAGGAGCGAAGACAACGGAGCAACCCCGCCUCGGCCCAGAAGAAUGAACGGGAGUCCAUCAGGCAGAAGUUGGCUCUGGGCAGUUUCUUUGACGAUGGCCCCGGACUGUACAGCAGCUGCAGCAAGAGCGGCAAGCCCAGCCUGUCCUCCCGAUUACAAAGUGGGAUGAACCUGCAGAUCUGCUUCGUGAACGACAGCGGCAGCGACAAGGACAGCGAUGCCGAUGACAGCAAGACAGAAACCAGCCUGGACACUCCCUUGUCACCCAUGAGCAAGCAGAGCUCAUCCUACUCUGACAGAGACACAACAGAGGAAGAGUCAGAGUCCCUUGACGACAUGGAUUUCCUCACCAGGCAGAAGAAGCUCCAAGCUGAAGCCAAAAUGGCCUUGGCUAUGGCAAAGCCCAUGGCCAAAAUGCAGGUGGAGGUGGAGAAGCAGAACAGGAAGAAGUCACCGGUAGCAGAUCUUCUGCCACAUAUGCCUCACAUAAGUGAAUGCCUGAUGAAGAGAAGUUUAAAACCCACUGACCUACGAGACAUGACUAUUGGGCAGCUACAAGUGAUAGUCAAUGAUCUCCACUCACAGAUAGAAAGCUUGAACGAGGAGCUGGUGCAGCUGCUGCUCAUCCGGGACGAGCUGCACACGGAGCAGGACGCCAUGCUGGUGGACAUCGAGGACCUGACCAGACACGCUGAGAGCCAGCAGAAGCACAUGGCAGAGAAGAUGCCUGCAAAGUGA
Indicator indicator is the source of this 1257-nucleotide messenger RNA. RefSeq names its product schwannomin interacting protein 1 (gene SCHIP1). The coding region runs from base 13 to 1257 and encodes 414 amino acids. Lineage: Eukaryota; Metazoa; Chordata; Aves; Piciformes; Indicatoridae. Gene Ontology annotation, cellular component: plasma membrane; cell junction. The record is from RefSeq and is a predicted model, not a curated record. Gene Ontology annotation, biological process: positive regulation of hippo signaling. The transcript has 7 exons.